This is a messenger RNA of Spodoptera litura, 2746 nucleotides long. Its product is annotated as putative transporter svop-1. Gene Ontology annotation, biological process: transmembrane transport. Lineage: Eukaryota; Metazoa; Arthropoda; Insecta; Lepidoptera; Noctuidae. Gene Ontology annotation, molecular function: transmembrane transporter activity. Gene Ontology annotation, cellular component: membrane. The record is from RefSeq and is a predicted model, not a curated record.
AUUUUAUUUUUUUAAAAGCAAGCAAGGAUUUUGAAUCAACGGGUUCGUUUAGAAGAGGAUGUACGUUAGAGAUUAAUAUUAGCCACAACCAGACUACAGGUUUACGUUUAUAUACCUGAAAUUUAAAUAUAAUUUUAAAUGCGUACAUAGGCCACGGUAACCGCUUACCAUCAGGUGGGCCGUGUGCUUUUUUUCCCACCGUCGUGGUAUAGAAAACACAUCAAUAAGGGUGCGCUUCACCAUCCACAUCAUGUCAGCCGCAAGAUAUCCUCUGCUGAGCAUAGACCUUCGCCAAUGUUUUCAAAAUCAGCUGCUUCUAACCUGGUUUGUUUACAACUACUCAACUAAUGAUUUCAAGAUGAUCUCUAACUACCUACCUGGCUAUUUAAAGAAAAGAAGUCACCAUGGACGAGAAAAUGCGUCAGGUGAUGAUGUCGAAUGUGGCUGCAAAUCGUCAUGCGCCGGUAAUUGAGGCAGACCUGGAAGAAGCUUUAGAGUUAGCAGGCACGGGCAGAUACCAGGUAGUCCACAACUUGGUGAUGCUGGCCACACUCUUCGCUUCCAUCCUGGAGAUGGUAGGAAUUGCCUUCAUACUGCCGGCUGCAGCUUGUGACCUGGAUAUACCAGAUUAUUUGAAGGGAAUCCUCACUUCAUUGCCAAAUAUAGGUAUAAUACUAACAGCUCCGUUCUGGGGCCGUGCAGCAGACUCUCUGGGCAGGAAGCCAGUACUCCUCGGCUCUCUGAUAGUGUCUGGAGUCACCGCUUUCAUCGCAGCAUUCAUGCCCUCACUGAUCACCUUCGCGCUAUUCAAGCUCGCUUCUUCACUGUUCUUGUCCUGCCCAUCAUCUUUGGGCUAUGCGUACGUAUCCGAGAUGUUGCCACGCAAACGACGAGACUUUGCAGUUCUAGUUACAAACGGACUCAUCAAUUUAUUGACGGUCUUGAGCCCUGGUUUAGCCUGGAUAAUUCUGUCGUACGACUGGGAGUACCAGUUCGGAGCCAUAGACCUUCGACCAUGGCGGCUGUUGACAGCGGUGUAUGCCUUCCCACUUCUGCUUGCUGCACUAUGCCUGAUUGUAGCUGAUGAGAGCCCCAAGUUCCUCAUGACGAAAGGAAAGGAUAAGGAGGCUUUGGCAAUCGUAAGGAAGAUCUACUGCACGAACUCUGGUUUACAUGAAGAUAGCUUUUGUGUAAAAUCACUAAAGAUACCAUGUGACAUCAACGACUCCGAGCAGCGCGGUUCUGGCUGUGCGCUUGCGCCGAAGACACAAUCCGAGUCUGCGUUUGCGCUACUACGGCCUCCGCAUUUAAAGUGGUUCGCGCUGACUGGGUUCCUCAUGUUUGGCCUGUUCUCUUUCUUAAAUGGUCUGUUCCUCUUCGCGCCAGACACAAUCAAUAAAGUGAUGAACAGCAAUGAAACGAGCGGCACAGUCUGCGAACUAAUGGACAUGUCGGACAACUCUACAUCAUCAACAGAAUGCCUAGACUCAAUGUCGUACCACACGUUCUACAUCAUGGUGGUGACGACCAUCGUGUACGGGGUGCUGGUCACCGCCGGCAGCAUGAGCCCGCUGUCCAAGAAGACACUCCUCGUCUCCAUGUUCUGUGUGGUUGGAGUCGGGUGCCUAAUUGCUGGGCUGUCCACUAACAGAAUCUUGGCUGGAGUGGCGAUGUCAUCCUUGCAGCUGACAGCACUCGGUAUCGGACCUCUCACAGCAUACGUGGUUCAGCUCUUCCCCACCGCGCUCAGGGGUACGGCAGUAGGCGCAGUGUUGAUGUUCGGGCGGCUGGGCUCUGUGGUCGGCGCUAACGCAGCCGGUGUCUCCCUCAGCGCAGCUUGCACUCUCACAUUCUAUGGAUUCGCUUUUCUAGUCUUUUUAUGUGCGGGCCUCAGCUUUCUUCUACCUUCAGCAGACCAAACGACGAAGCCACAGGAAGCAGACAGCUGAUAAAUAUAAUUGAUAAUUACAUUUAUUUAUACGCCAUACUAGUUGUAAAAAUGUCAGCACAUCAAGCUUACCCAAUACCUAAAAAUAUACGGCAGAUAUACAACCUUAAAGUUUUGGGAUAAAGUUGAAAAUCAAUUAAAGCUUGGGGUAACUUGAUGUGCUAGAUACUAUACCUUUUAUACUUUUUAUAUUUAUACCACCUUUUGAUAGUUGCCUUAUUCUAGUUGUCUAUAGAUAAAUAUUAUCUCGUUUCAUGAAGAAGUAUCGAGCUAAAUGACAGAAUUCGUACGAUAGAAACGUUACUACGUUCGACACUCUCAUUGGGCUGCUUCAAUGAAUCAACCAAUCAGAGGGCUUUAGUACGAGUUUGUUCUAUGUAUUAUGUAAUCGAAAUGAGACUGCGUUCGGCGCUGUAAUUGAUUAGUUCAUUGAAGCCGGCCACUCAGAGCACCGAACGAGGUUUUGUUUCGUUUACUUUAAACGUAAAACGAACUCUACUUAAUCCCUAAGAAGUGUUUACAGUCUCGACUUAUAAUAUUCGAUAGAAAAGGCAGUUUUCUGAGUGUUCCUAUUAUAUUUGGCAAUUGUAAGUAGGGUACUUACAAUUGACAGUGGACUAAAGAACAGUGACAGAAAAGCCGCUGCUUUAUAGACGGUUCUGAAAAAUGAAAUAAAAGUUAAGAACUACCAAUUUUUACUUUGUAAAGAAUGCUUUAGUUCUGAACGAAGCCUGAACAUUUUUUCACUAUUUUAUUUAUUAAGUUAAUGUUACAAAACAAUGACAAUCGAUAAUUAUA